AUGAACGGCGACCAUAAGGGCACGUUGAUUUCUGAGGCUGGUUCUAAAAGUGAUCCAGCUUCGGUAGCCAUCGGAGAUAAUGACUUGCCCAGCAAUUUGGUGGUUCUAAAACUUCUUGUCUUGGAUGAUGAUGAAGGGCACCUCCAUGUUCUCAGAAAGAUGCUUGAAGAAUGUCAGUAUGAAGUCAUAAGCUGCACUCAAGUUGAAAGCGCCUUGGAAAAGCUUAGGCAAAACAAAGAUGUUUUUGAUCUUCUUCUCAGCAAUGACAUUGUGUCGGGCAUGGAUGGAUUCAAUCUUCUCAGAGAUAUUAGCAUGGAGUUUGACAUCCCAGUCAUUAUAAUGUCAGGAGAUGAUAGGAGAACAAGGAUAAUUAAGAGCAUUGAACAUGGCUUCUGCGCUUGCCUGGUCAAACCCAUCCAGAAGAAAGCACUGAUGGACAUAUGGAAGCACGUGAUCCAAAAGAGGAAGUGUAAAUUCAAAGAUUUGGUGCGAGUCAGAGGUCCCGAGAACAGAAACAGCCCGGAGCCGAACUUUGAUCACGCACACAAGAGCCCAAAGAAUUCAAAGAGGAAGAACAACGGUGGAGAUAGCAGUGAACAUGAGCAGAAUGAUGCCAUUCUGACACCAAUGAAGAAGCAACGUGUUGUUUGGGAUUCGGCACUUCAUGAUCAGUUUGUCUCGGCAGUUACUUACCUCGGUAUCAACGAGGCGGUUCCAAAGAAAAUCUUGGAGCUGAUGAAUGUUCCUGGCCUUACUCGGGAAAAUGUAGCUAGCCAUCUUCAGAAAUAUCGUCAACAUCAGAAGAAGAAGGCUCAAGAAAGCUUGGAAAGCACGUUUGGGCCUAUGUCCUCCGAUGGCAAUCUUGACUUACAUGAACUUAUUGGCCACGAGAAUUGGAAGAUAAAUAUGAGCGAAAGGCAUCAAAGGCGGCAGAUGAUGAAACACAAAGAGUCACAUCAAUAUCAAUAUCUCCAGACUUCUCAGAAUAUGAAUAUGCAUGUUGAGAUGGCUCCAUCAUAUCAAACAACACAGCCAAUGAUGUCUGGAAAUUCGGGGAAUCCGAUUGUUUCUAGUGGGGUAGCAGAAGCAAAUUUUCCAUAUGGGUGUAACACCAUUGAAAUGGGAAGAGAGGAAGCAUAUCAUCCAGUUUUGCAGACACCAUCAUCCUUUGAAUUCCCGAUUUAUUCCCAUCUGGAAAAUCAGUUAUAUGGACUUCCCUUUGUUCAUGACUUCUCGCAAAUUGGACUCCAAGAUUGGGAGUUGAACUUCCAACAUGAGAAUAUCAUACCUGAUCAGCCUCAUGAGGAUACCAUUCCUCGCGAGGGAACAAUCAAUUUAGAUAUGCAGAGGAACAUCCCUUCUGGUGACAAUGCAGUGAGGAUGAAAUCGGAGACUUUUCCCGGCACAAAUUUGCAGCCCUUUCCUGCACGUUUCGGGUUGGAGGACCCCAACAGCCCAGCUUCCUGA
Molecule: messenger RNA, 1467 nt
Organism: Punica granatum (pomegranate)
Lineage: Eukaryota; Viridiplantae; Streptophyta; Magnoliopsida; Myrtales; Lythraceae
Source: RefSeq, a predicted model, not a curated record